AUGGCUUCCACCGACUUAUUCCUCAGAAGGACAUUAACUGACGUUCUCGAAGAUGAACUUUACCAUCUAAAUUCUGACUGCUAUCAGGAUACAUCUGUCUAUCCAACUUAUUAUAAUGCUGCUCAACUUCCUUUGAAAGAAAGGUUAUGCAAUAGUCAAUUAUCAUUAUGUUCUCCAUCCUCUUCUAGUAAUACCCAAGCAAACACAUCAACUAAUUCACCAGCUGCUUCAGUCAUCGCUAAUAAUGAGAAUCCAACAAGCUACUUCAAUGUGAAUCUACAAGAUCUUAACAUGUUUAGCAAAUAUGCUGAUCCUUCAUUAACGACAACGACAACCAAGGAUAAGGAAAGGGAAAAGAAGAACAAUAUUAAUAAGCUGAAUUUUCAUAUCCAAAGAAAUCAUAGGAAUCUACUAGCCAAAGUGAAAACGAUAAAUCUACGGAGUAUACAGAAGGAACCAAGACCCAAUGAAAGUGCUCCCUUUGUUAGUAAUAUUAUAAAUGGUCCAGUAACCAGUUCUGUUGAAGAACCUAUUAAGAUGAGUACAGAGGUAUUUGAUAACAUCUACAAGGAUAUAAACGUUACUACACCAGAUUCUGAUAAUACAUUUUCAAUGAAUGAAACAAAUCAAGAUUUAGAUUUCUUAGAUACGAUAGACGAGACCAAAUUUGAUUGGCCUUUGAGGGACAAUACCCUUAAGGGUACUGAUACUAAGGUAAUAUUUGAUAAUGAAUUUAAAGAAGAAAUGGAUGAGGACGAAGAAGAUUCUGAUCUUGACGAUGACAUGGAACUCUCACCAUUGUCAGAAAGUGAUUUCAAAUCUUCACAAUUAGUUGACAAUGAAAAUACUUACCAUCAUCAAUCAAUGAUACCUACACCUUUGACUAGUGAAAACUCCUCACCAAGAGAAUCUUUGAAACCAGUGAUAACUCUCCCAUCCUCAUCAUCUACAUCGAAUAAACCAAUUUCCAAUCUUAAAUUGAAUAUACCGAAAGAUUUCACUAUGAAAUCGAAUGAAGAAAAGAGGAAAGAAUCGUUAAUUGAAGAACUAAGGAAAUCAUCAUAUUCCAUAAAGAAACCUGCUUCAAUAGAAGAAUCUUUAAAAGCAAUAACGGAAUCUUCAACAGAUGAGACAUACACAUGCAGAAUAAUAAACUUAACUACUAAUGAACCUUGUUGUGCUCAAUUUUCAAGAUCGUAUGAUUUGACGAGACACCAAAAUACUAUCCAUGCUUCAAAGAAGACAGUAUUCCGUUGUUCUGAAUGUAUUAAGUCUUUAGGAAAUGAAGGUUACGAUAAGACUUUUUCAAGGUUGGAUGCUUUGACAAGACAUAUUAAAUCUAAGCACGAUGAUUUAUCAACUAUUGAACGUAAGCAAGUGACUAAAUUUGCUAAGGAAAACAUUGGAUAUGUUAUCGGUUAA
This is a messenger RNA of Naumovozyma castellii, 1422 nucleotides long. RefSeq names its product stress-regulated transcription factor RPN4 (gene RPN4). The record is from RefSeq and is a predicted model, not a curated record. Bases 1 to 1422 code for a protein of 473 amino acids. NCBI's taxonomy places the organism in Eukaryota, Fungi, Ascomycota, Saccharomycetes, Saccharomycetales, Saccharomycetaceae. The transcript has a single exon.